AUGGGGAACUUGCGGCCCUGCGGCGACCGGGGGAGAAGCUAUGGGGAAUGGGGGCUGCUCUCCCAGCAUUUGGGGAGGGGGUGCAGACAGAUCCCACUAACACCUCUGCUCCCCUCCCCUGUAGGGUCGCACUCCCUGCAGUACUUCCUGACGGCCGUCUCGGAGCCCGGCCCGGGGGUGCCCGAGUUCACCGUGGCCGGCUACGUGGACGGGCAGCGGUUCGUGGAGUAUGAUGGCGAGGCCCAGCAGAUGCAGCCCCGGGCGCCCUGGAUGCAGGAGACCGAGCCCGAGGUCUGGGAGCAGGAGAACCACGUCCACAAGGUGCGUCAGGCCUGCUUCCGGGGCAAGGUGCGGAGCCACAUGCACCUCUACAACCAGAGCAGGGGCUUCCACAUCUUCCAGUACGCCUACGGCUGCGAGAUCCGGGUGGACGGGAGCACCGGGGGCUUCCGGCGCUUUGGCUACGACGGGGGCGACUUCCUGAUCUACGACGCCGCCCGGCACCGCUGGGAGGCUCCUGCCCGGGAGGCCGAGGCCACCCAGCGCCGGUGGAACGGGGACCCGGUCGCCCUGCAGUACUACCGCCACUUCCUGGAGCGGGAGUGCGUCGAGGCCCUGCGCCGCUACCUGCAGCUCGGGCAGGGGGCGCUGGCCAGGCGGGAGCGCCCGGCCGUGCGGGUCACCGGCAGAGACGCCCCCGGCGGCCCCACCACCCUCUCCUGCCGGGCCCACGGCUUCUACCCCCGGGACAUCGCCCUGAGCUGGCUGCGACAUGGGGGGAGCAGAGAGCAGGAGCCGCGGCGAGGGGGGGUCCUGCCCAACGGGGACGGGACCUACCAUGCCUGGGCCACAGUGGAGGUUGACCCCCGGGAGAGAGACCUGUACAGCUGCCGUGUGGAGCACGAGAGCCUGGGCGAGCCGCUCGUCGUCGUGUGGGAGCCGCUGUCCGAGUCGCUGCUGGUCCCGGUGGUGGCGGGCGUGAUCCUGGCCCUGGGGGCGGUCGCUGUGCUGGUCGGCCUGGCCUGGAGAAGGAGGCUGUCAGGGCCCCAGGCGGAUCUGUACUCGCCGGCGCCGGCCAGCGAGCAUGGAUCGGACAGCUCCAUCACCGCUCUAACGUAGCCGGUCAGAGCCGGAGGAGACCCCAGACUGUGAAGACACGGACUGACCAGGGGGGUCCGGCCCCCCGCCUCUCCUCUGUGUUAUCUCCCUGUUACUCCUUGUGUUCGGCCUCAGCGCUGUGCCUGGUGCUUUGGUGAACAGCCCCACGUCCCCUGAACCUCCCUGGGACCCACUGCCGGGGGGCCGCCUGCCCCGAGCUCUGCGUGUCGGCCAUGGGACGCGAACUGGGCAGCCCCGAUGGGCACAGCCGGCCCCAUUCACUGCAUGGUUUAUUUAGUGUGUGAGCCCCUCGGGGCAGGGACCACAGCCUCCUUAUCUCUGGGGUGCAUGGAGCCCCCUCCCAGCAGCCACUGGGGAAGGGGGGAAGGGCUGUUCACGUGGAAAACCUCCAUGUUGGGCCAAAACCUGAACACCUUUGGCUGAAAACCACCAAAUUCCAUGUGGCAAAGCUGCCGCUGUCGCUCGUGGGAGCUGGAGUUCGGGUACCCCGUGCUCCCACUCGCUGUAGGCCGGGCUCCCUCGGUGCAUCAUGGGAGUCCCUGCUGGUGGGAGCAGUGCAGUCUGGGAGCCAGGACUCCUGGGUCCUAUUCCCAGCUCUGCCGCUGGCUUGCUGUGAGGCACUGAGUGAUUCCCACCCCUGCUGUGUGCCUCAGUUUCCCUCUCUUGAAAACAGGGAGAAUACUUUAGUUCCUGUCCUGGGGGGGUUGUGAGGGUGCCUGUUACAGGGCCUUGUCCCAGAGGGUGUGUGUGUGUGUGUGUGUGUGUGUGUGUUAGUCUCUCUGUUUAAAGCACUUUGAAGACAGUUUGUCGCCAUGCCCAGCCGUGGAGGGGGGGGGGGGUCUGGCGCUGGCAGCACUGGGUGGACCCACAGAACCGGGGUCAGACGUUUCCCUGGCUCUGACCCGCCGCUGUCGCUACCCCAGAACCAGACACAAACUCCUCGCUCUGCCGUGUGCAUUGUCCCAGGGAUACAGACACGGCCCUUUCUGUGCUGCCCGGGGUGUGUGUCUGGUGUGGGGGCUCUGUGGACCCUGGGCCUGCAGCUGUGGGUCUGUCCCGUGUCUGCGGUUGGGGUCUGGUUUGUGUUCUCGUCGACAUGAGACGGACCCGCUAGAGACUGUUACGCUGCUGUUACAAUCACCUUUUCAUUCGCUAUAAAAGUCAACACGAAAUUAA
This is a messenger RNA of Trachemys scripta elegans, 2295 nucleotides long. RefSeq names its product major histocompatibility complex class I-related gene protein-like. Bases 1 to 1119 code for a protein of 372 amino acids. The transcript has 8 exons. Gene Ontology annotation, biological process: immune response. NCBI's taxonomy places the organism in Eukaryota, Metazoa, Chordata, Testudines, Emydidae. Gene Ontology annotation, cellular component: external side of plasma membrane. The record is from RefSeq and is a predicted model, not a curated record.